UCACGGGAACGAAAAGUCGAGCAGAACAUGUCGUCGACAACUGUUGUGGAAACUAAUCGAACUGCAUCGCAGGAAAAUGACGUCCUUGGAGCCGUUGGCAACGUAGAACAUCAUCCGAUGAUCAGAUUCAUCGAGCUGCAGGAUAAACAGAACAAUGUUACAGAGGUUCAAAUUCCUGUUCCGUACGGUGUAGUUGCUGGCAAGUGGUUCGGCCCGCAGAACGUCCGACCGAUUCUGUGCUUACACGGAUGGCUUGAUAAUAGUGGCACAUUCGAUCGUUUGAUUCCUCUACUUCCGGAAAAUGUAAGCUUUCUAGCGAUCGAUCUUCCCGGGCACGGCUACUCAUCACGCAUUCCAGAUGGCAUGGCCUAUUACCAGAUCGAUUGCAUUCCACUCAUUCUCAACAUUAUGCGCGAAUACGGCUGGUCAAAGGUGAGCCUAAUGGGCCACUCGAUGGGUGCGAUUAUAUGCUUCAUAUUUGCGGCCCUAUUUCCGGACAAAGUUGAUAUACUGAUCGGUUUGGACGCGCUUAAACCGCUCAGCUACUAUCCGGAUCGGUUCCCGCAGCGUAUGAACAAAACGGUGCUUAAAUUCAUCCAGGCCGACAUUCGAAAUCAAGAAAAAUCUGAACCACCUUCGUACCGGUAUGAAGAGAUGAUCGACCGACUGUACGAAGGCACGGCAGCUUCCGUUUCGCGGGAAACUUGCCCUUACCUGUUGCAGCGCAACAUCAAACCCUCGCGCAAGUUCCCGGGAAAGUACUUCUUCGAUCGGGACAAUCGCAUGAAAUACAACGUGAUCCCGGGCUGGUCGGACAGUAUUAAUGUGGAGCUAGCAAAGCGCAUCACGGCUCCCUUCCUGACCGUGAAAGCGAUCGACUCCCCUUAUCCAGGAUCCAAAGAGGGCUUCGAACAAACAGUGACCAUUUUGAAGGAAUCGAACCCUAACUAUGAGGUAGUGAUCGUGCCCGGUUCGCACCACGUUCACCUUACGGAACCGGAACAUGUCGUGCCGGUGGUGGUGGACUUCCUGCGGAAGCAUUGGCAUAAACAGGAAGACAUAGUCAGCAAACUUUAAGCUGGUUUGGGUCGGCCUAGGUUUUGGGUGAACUUGUAAAAAAACGGGAAACAUAGGUUGCGC
This is a messenger RNA of Anopheles nili, 1140 nucleotides long. Its product is annotated as probable serine hydrolase. NCBI's taxonomy places the organism in Eukaryota, Metazoa, Arthropoda, Insecta, Diptera, Culicidae. The coding region runs from base 28 to 1077 and encodes 349 amino acids. The transcript has 2 exons. The record is from RefSeq and is a predicted model, not a curated record.